This is a messenger RNA of Colletotrichum scovillei, 2553 nucleotides long. RefSeq lists its product as uncharacterized. Lineage: Eukaryota; Fungi; Ascomycota; Sordariomycetes; Glomerellales; Glomerellaceae. Bases 1 to 2553 code for a protein of 850 amino acids. The record is from RefSeq and is a predicted model, not a curated record. The transcript is spliced from 2 exons.
AUGUCUAUUAACCAACUGCCCACCGAGACUCUGUUGCUAAUCUUCGGCAACCUUGUUGACGAACUCUCUCCCUUUCCAGGCGACGUUGUCAAGUUGCUAGAAUACAGUCAAGCGUCAUCGCGCGACAUGGGACAUUACGGGAAAUCUGUAGCCCUCAAAGAGCAUCUCGAUCCCGUAGACCCACAGAGUAGAAAGGACAUACUCAGCCUGGCGCGGGUCAACAGCCGCUUCUCACACAUCUGUGCCGAACUCCUCUAUAGACGUAUCGUCGUUACGGAUGAUAAGCGGUUAAUCAACUCGCGCAAGCUACAGAUUACACUGGCAUUGUCAGGAGCUGAGCUCCAGCAAAGGGUUAUUCAACUACGAAUAGACCGUGAUCGCGAUUGCGGAGUGGGGGGAAGCGUGCUACCAAAACUACCUCUACUCGACCCCUCCGGAUUGAGCCAUUUGAGGACUCUGGAGCUCUCCGGCGACGUAGGACGCUAUGAACGACUAAAUUCACGGUCCCGGGCCCACUGGUUCAGGGCCAUUCCCAAACUUCCCAGUCUCGAGCGUCUGGCCUUGAGACACAUGAACAAUGUGGUCUGCGACUUUGUAGAAUCCCAUAUGCCUGCCUUGCGGCGGAUCACGGACCUGUGUCUCUUCAACUGCCGUCUUGCCACAGGCGGCUCCUACACACAAAAGGACUUCUUCCAGUGCUUCCCGGCGCUGCGCACUCUUACUAUCGGAGACAUGUGGGUGAUAGAGCUCACGCACGACGCCCAAGCCUUUGCGCCUUUUGCGGACACUUUGGAGACGUUUACUUGGUACGAAAUAGAAUGGCAGAUGACGAUUCUCUCAACAUCGGCGUACCCUCUGCAGGCGCAUGGGCUCAGGGCGGUGAAGCACCUCAAGGUCGCGAGUCUGUUGCAGCUCAUGUGCGGCGACACCAAUGGCUGCGCGGCUAGGAAGACUGUUGAGACGAUUGAGCUUCUCAAUGGCAGUUUUGACCUGAGACAUGUGCCCCAGCUGCUGACAAAAGAUGGGAGGUGGAACGGGCUCGUUGAAUCUGCUUUGCUACCUUCUUGGCCACUCGGGAUGCAAUAUUCUACACUGAAAUUGGAGGAGUUGAUUUCAGAAGAGAUGGAGAGGCUGCUCAAGUUUCUGUUCAGGCAGUGCCGGGAUGUGUAUAAGCAGGUCGACAUAAAGCCAACCAUUUGCAAUAGAUCCAACCCACGGAUCUCAAGAUACAUCAUCGACAUGCAAUCUUCUCAAUCACACCCGAAGAGCCAGAAUACCUUGUCGAAUAAGAUGAUUCCGGCCACGUUGACUUCUCUGCCAUAUGAGCUGCUGCUCAUCAUUGCCGAAAAGAUUGUCGAGGACGACCUUUUCCCUAGUUACAAGACCGAGUGUACAUAUAAGACUUCGACCCAACAACUAGAUCGAUACUGGAGAAUUUCGCACCAGUUCGGUAACUCCUAUCCGAUCGAACAUGGAAGAAUGCCAUAUACACCAGAUAAUGGAGCGGGCCUCGUCAGUCUAGCGAAAGCCGGGAAUCAGCGGCUGUUAGGAGCUUGUUACGAGGUUCUCUACAAGAACCCUAUCUCUGGGCGAGGCUUCCUUGGCUUUUGGGAUGCUCUGGAAUGCAUCAACCCAGCAUACCAAAACGACAUACAGCACCUAAAAAUGUUCAAGACUCGGAGCCACGGUGAUCGACUUGAAUGGGAUUGCAUGGUGAGAAAGGGCCUAUCUGUAUAUGACGAUGCCACCUACAGCGACUUUGCCAAGACAGUCUCGUUGAAGCUACAAGGCUUGAAGAGCCUCGAUAUCUCCUGCAAUUCAUCAUACAUCAUACCGGUUUGGAUCCCAAUGCUGUCGUCUCUACCUUCAUUGAAGCACUUGGCAUUGAGAGAUUGUUACCAACUCGAGGGAGACAAUUUUCCUCAUCUCCCCUCACUUGUCGAGGCACACUUUUACCAUUGCGAGUUACCCGAAAACGAAGUUUUCGAACGUAUGCCUUCGCUCAAGGUGCUCGUCAUCGACAAUGACUACUGCCUUGAGGAUGAGGAUACAGAAGUCUGCGAUGUAAACCCUCUCGCCGAUACCGUCGAGACAUGUGGCUGGCUCGUCGAACGGCCUGCACAUUGUUAUUAUUAUCCUCUACGCCAGUUUCGUCGGGUGAAGCAUCUCAAGGUGAAUUUGAUUCAUGAGAUUUUCGGAGGUGCACUCGAGUACAACGAACUUCCGAGGUACGACGGUUUUCCGAAUCUUGCGGCGACUGUCGAGACCAUUGAGUUCGCUUCGCGAAUAACCUCGCGUGUAACAGGUGGAGACCCGAAUGCACAUGCCCGGUAUUACAGGUAUUGGCAGAAGAGUUUGGAAGAGCUUCGGUACACCAUAGAUAUGAUGGAGGAGUGUUGUCGGAAAGAAUGGCGGAAGGUUCGGCUUAUUGACAUUAGCAUGCUCGCUCUUUCCUACCGUCGCGAGCGUUCAGGGUAUGAGGGUCUCAAGUUUCUCGUACGUGCCAAAAGGCGCUUUCAGCAGGAGCUUGGUAUUGAGUUGUUGAUUUCGUAA